Messenger RNA from Colius striatus (speckled mousebird), 1386 nucleotides. Its product is annotated as zona pellucida sperm-binding protein 3. The record is from RefSeq and is a predicted model, not a curated record. Lineage: Eukaryota; Metazoa; Chordata; Aves; Coliiformes; Coliidae. Gene Ontology annotation, biological process: binding of sperm to zona pellucida; positive regulation of acrosome reaction; egg coat formation. Gene Ontology annotation, molecular function: acrosin binding. The coding region runs from base 20 to 1354 and encodes 444 amino acids. The transcript is spliced from 9 exons. Gene Ontology annotation, cellular component: extracellular matrix.
UUUGCUGGAUGAAGGAAGGAUGGGACCCAAAAGCAGCUUGAUCAUCACUCUUCUCUGCUGGGUGGCAGACAAAGUGGCUGCCUACCCACCCUGGCAUUUCUCCAGAGGUGACCUGGCGAGCCGGGGGGUGCAGGCAGACCCCCACGCCUGGUCCUGGGUGGAGGACCCCCAAUCUCGAACUAUCUCCAGCCAGCAGCCAGUGAUGGUGCAGUGCCAGGAAGCUCAGCUGGUGGUGACAGUACACAGGGACCUCUUUGGAACUGGUCGCCUGGUCAAUGCAGCCGACCUGACGCUGGGGCCGGCCGCCUGCAAGCAUUCCUCGCUGAACCCUGCCCACAACACCGUCACUUUCACUGCCGGCCUCCACGAGUGCGGCAGCGUUGUGCAGAUCACACCGGAUUCCCUCAUCUACCGCACACUCCUCAACUAUGACCCCAGCCCCGCCAGCAACCCCAUCAUCAUCCGCAGCAACCCCGCCGUCAUCCCCAUCGAGUGCCACUACCCCAGGAGGGAGAACGUGAGCAGCAAUGCCAUCCGGCCCACCUGGGCUCCUUUCAGCAACACACUGUCAGCAGAGGAGAGGCUGGUGUUCUCCCUGCGCCUCAUGAACGAGGACUGGAGCGCUGAGAGACCUUUUACCGGUUUCCAACUGGGCGACGUCCUCAACAUCCAAGCAGAGGUGGAAACUGAGAGCCACGUGCCGCUGCGGCUGUUUGUCGACAGCUGCGUGGCCGCCCUCAGCCCCGGCACCGACUCCUCACCUCACUACACCAUCAUCGACUUCAAUGGGUGCCUGGUUGAUGGGAGACUGGAUGAUACCAGCUCUGCGUUCGUGACUCCCCGGCCCCGGGAGGACAUGCUGCGCUUCAGGAUUGACGUGUUCAGGUUUGCGGGAGACCCCAGGAACCUGAUCUACAUCACCUGCCACCUGAAAGUGACCCCAGUGGACCAAGCCCCGGACCCCUUGAACAAGGCUUGCUCCUUCAACAAAGCCAGAAACACCUGGUCCCCCGUGGAAGGCACCCGGGACAUCUGCAGCUGCUGCGAGAUGGGCAACUGCGAGUCCCCAGCGCUGUCCCGGAGCCUCAACCCCCUGGAACGAUGGCCCGGCCACCGCUUCCGCCGCCAUGUCUCCAAGGGGAAAGAGGCUGAAGGUGACGUGGUCAUCGGCCCCGUGCUCCUCUCGAGGGACCUGGGGGCCGGAGAAGAGCGUCAGGAGGGAGGUCAGGGGGCGGUGACGGCGAGGCCCGGCGUGGCAACGGGGCUGAUCUGCGUGGCGGCUGGCGUGGGGCUGGCCGGCCUGGGGCUGGCCAUCAGCGUGGGGCGCAGGCGCUGUAGCCGCAGCUCGGCGUGAGUGCGGCCGAGACAUGAAUAAAGCUUGAGAAA